Messenger RNA from Microplitis mediator, 1486 nucleotides. It is a transcript of the gene BckdhA, whose product is annotated as 2-oxoisovalerate dehydrogenase subunit alpha, mitochondrial. Gene Ontology annotation, molecular function: oxidoreductase activity, acting on the aldehyde or oxo group of donors, disulfide as acceptor. Gene Ontology annotation, biological process: branched-chain amino acid catabolic process. The record is from RefSeq and is a predicted model, not a curated record. The transcript is spliced from 7 exons. Lineage: Eukaryota; Metazoa; Arthropoda; Insecta; Hymenoptera; Braconidae. The coding region runs from base 102 to 1400 and encodes 432 amino acids.
UAUUCAUGUGUAUCGGUGAUAAGAAACAUCUUAUCAGGUUCAUCACAACCAGUCAGUUAUGUACAUCUAUUGGCCAAUAACAAGUUUUAUAUUCAGUUACAAUGAAGCCGUUUAAUCAUUUAAGAAUAUUAAACUUUUCUCCUCAACUUAAAUUAUUAUUUAAACGACCGUUUAGCGUUGCAGCAGCAGCAGCAGAAGCAGCAACAGAACCGCAGUUUAUUGGCAUAAAAUCGAAAUUCACAAACGUUCUCAAGUUUAUUAACAGCGAUAGUUAUGAAGCCAUACCAAUAUACAGAAUUUUAUCUUCUCCAAUCACCAAUAAUAUUGAUCCUAAUGAUUCUUUAAUUAAGCUGGAUAGAGAAAAAUUAUUAAAAAUGUAUCGUGACAUGAUUAGAAUUUCCGUGAUGGACAAAAUUCUCUACGAAUCUCAACGACAAGGCCGUAUUUCAUUUUAUAUGACAAAUACUGGUGAAGAAGCUCUACAAGUAGGAUCAGCAUCCGCUUUGUCACUAGAUGACGUUAUUUAUGGGCAAUAUCGUGAAGUCGGAGUCUUGAUGUGGCGAGGCUACCCAUAUUCUAAAUUUUUAAAUCAAUGUUACGGUAAUUGUAAUGACCUAGGUAAAGGUAAACAAAUGCCAGUUCAUUAUGGAUGUAAAGAAUUAAAUUUUACAACUAUUUCAUCGCCACUUGGUACUCAAAUGCCUCAAGCUUCGGGAGCAGCGUACGCACUUAAAUUAACGAAACGUAAUGCAUGUGUCGUCUGUUAUUUUGGUGAAGGAGGAGCGAGUGAAGGUGAUGCUCAUCCAGCCCUAAACUUUGCUGCCACUCUUGACUGUCCAAUUAUUUUUAUAUGCCGUAAUAAUGGAUACGCAAUAUCAACUCCUGCAAAUGAACAAUACCGAGGUGAUGGAAUAGCAGCCCGUGGACCAGCAUACGGAAUUCAAACAGUCCGAGUAGACGGCAAUGACAUACUAGCGAUGCAUCAUGCUACUAAAGUUGCACGUGACUAUUGUAUUGAUAACGGAAAACCUGUUUUAAUAGAAGCUAUGACUUACCGUGUAAACCAUCACAGUACAUCAGAUGACAGUACAGCUUAUCGAUCAAUUGAAGAAAUAAAUCAAUGGAUUAAGCAAUCUCCCAUAAUUAAAUUUCGUGAAUAUUUAAAAACAAUUGGCCUGUGGGAUGACGAAAAAGAAUCAGAGUUACAUAAAUCAACGCAAUCAGAAUUUAUGACAGAGUUUACAGCUGCUGAAAAACUAUUAAAGCCCCAUUGGAAAGAAUUGUUUACUGAUGUCUACCAUGACAUGCCAGCACACAUAAAGAAACAAAUGCUGACAAUGGAAGAGCAUUUAAAGGAAUAUGGACAACACUAUCCUCUGAAAGAAUUUCAAUCAAAUUAAUUUAUAAAUUCAAUAAAGCUGUAAACAUUAAGACUUGUUAAUUUUUAUAUUGUUGAAUUUAUUAAUAAAAAUUCUAUUUUCAAUGA